GGCCGUGGGGGCGAGGGGCGGCUGAGGAGCUGUGGGGUGACGGGGAUGAGGGGCUGGUGAGGGUGAGGAAGGGUUUGGGCUGAGGGGCAGGUAGAGGUGAGGAAGGGCUUGAGGUGAGGGGCUGGUGAAGGUCAGGAACGGUUUGGAGUGAGGAAGGUGAGGGGCUGGUGAAAGAGGGUGAGGAGCUAGCGAAGGUGAGGAAGGGGUUGGGUUGAGGAAGGUGAGGGGCUGGUGAAAGUGAGGGUGAGGGGCUAGCAAAGGUGAGGAAGGGUUUGGGGUGAGGAAGUGAGGGGCUGGUGAAGGUGAGGAAGGGCUUGGGUUGAGGGAGGUGAGGGACUAGCAAAGCUGAGGAAGGGUUUGGGGUGAGAGAGGUGAGAAAGUUUGGGGUGAGGGAGGUAAGGGGCUGUGAAGGUGAGGAAGGGUUUGGGGUGAGGGGCUAGCAAAGGUGAGGAAGGGUUUGGGGUGAGGAAGUGAGGGGCUGGUGAAGGUGAGGAAGGGCUUGGGUUGAGGGAGGUGAGGGACUAGCAAAGCUGAGGAAGGGUUUGGGGUGAGAGAGGUGAGGAAGGGUUUGGGGUGAGGGAGGUAGGGGGCUGGUGAAGGUAGGGAAGGGUUUGGGGUGAGGGGCUAGCAAAGGUGAGGAAGAGUUGAGGUGACGGGCUAAUGAAGGUCAGGAAGGAUUGGGGUGAAGAUGAGAGAGGUUUGGGGUUAGGGGCUGAGAAGCUCUUUGGGUGAAGGAGUUAUGGGGCUGGAAAAGUGAGAGAGUUGAGGAGCUUUGGGGUGCGGAGGAUCUUGGGGAUGAGGGACAUAUUAGACUGCAGAGGUGGAAAUGCCAUGUGCUGUGGUGAGAAAUCAGGUCAAAGGAGAUGUUGGGAUACAAAGGUUGGGAAAGGAUGAGGAUUGAAUGGAGGAAUGAGUAAGAUGAUGUUGGAGAGACUUGUUCGGGGUGUCUGAGAUAGCCAUCUCUUUCUCAUCAGAAUUCAUUAAGUGCCCCUUUAGGAUUGUUGGGUGGAGACUGUGCUGGAAGAGGACUUGACAAAGGGAUCAAAGAAGGAAAUUAGUGUACCUUUUCAGACUAUUAAACUUCAAUAGUCUGCCAUUUGAAUAAUUCCACACUUAAUCUGUCACCUGAUCUCAAAGCAUUAUCACAAAACAAUUGAGUCUCUCCUUGCCUGAUAUGAUGGUGGGAGGGUACUAGGGAGAGAACUUACUUCCAACUUUGCUCUUAAACCUCCCAUGGAUUCAGCAGUUUUCCGUAAGAUUGUUAUCAGUGAUUUGCAACUCUUAACUGCCUUAAUUUAGUAGCUUUAGCCGGUGCAGAAACUCUGCUUUACCUUGAAAAAUACUCUCUCCAUGGGGCAGUUUUCUGUUGGAGUGCUUUGCCUUCAGUAUUCCCUAGUUAGAGAGGGGGAAAAGGAGGGGAGGAAAAGAUUUUGCAGAGGCUCUGACUUGGCAUUGGGCACAGUGAGUCAAUCAGUGUUGCUGCAGCCUGGCUAAUUCAGGGACUUACAGGUGGGAAAGGAUAGGAAAGAUUGCAGGAUGUUGAAUGAUAGAGGAGAUGUUUUCUCCUUCAGGGAAAGAGAUGUUACAAGGAUUGGAUCUUCAAGGAGAGGCAGCACUAGAUUAAUCAGCCACUCGAUGGGGAUUAACAGUGGAGCACCUCUUUGUGUCGCCUUUCCACCUCUGUGCAGCACGAAUAACAACUUCAGCACUUCUUCAAUAAUAAUUAUGAAACUGGUAUUAACUGAAUGGCAAUUAUGGAUUUUUAACUCUAACUCACAGUAAACCAGCAAGCCAUAUGUUGAAAUUCCUACCAAAUAGCUUUUCAUUCUUAAUGUCUCAUAUCUAUACAAGAAGUUGUAAGAUACCUGUUUGUACAAGAGGAAUAUAAGCAGUACUUGCCUGAGGAACAGAAGCUGAAAGAGAAGACACCCUAACUUGUUCGUGGAGUUAUGGUAGUAUUAUUUAUAUAGCUAUAACAAAUAUAUAUCUAUUUUUAUGGUAAUGAAAAUGGCUCCUCAGAAUGCUGACUCGGAAUCUAUGCAAGUUCAAGAUCUACCUGUGGCACAGCUUCAGAAACCAGAAAACAAGGAGAAUGAAAGUAGGGAGGAGACCAUUAGUGAAGGAUCCAUAGACCGGAUACCGAUACGCCUGUGGGUGAUGCAUGGUGCAGUAAUGUUUGGCAGGGAAUUUUGUUAUGCCAUGGAGACAGCUUUGGUAACACCUGUAUUGUUACAAAUUGGUCUUCCUGAACAAUACUACAGCCUCACUUGGUUCCUCAGCCCUAUCCUGGGCUUGAUCUUCACUCCACUCAUAGGUUCGGCCAGUGACCGCUGCACGCUGAGCUGGGGCCGCCGGCGGCCCUUUAUCCUUGCUCUCUGCAUUGGUGUCCUCUUUGGAGUUGCACUUUUCCUUAAUGGCUCUGUGAUAGGUCUGGCUAUAGGUGAUGUCCCAGACAAGCAGCCCAUUGGAAUAGUUCUCACAGUGCUUGGGGUUGUGGUGUUGGACUUCUGUGCCGAUGCAACCGAAGGGCCAAUUCGGGCCUACUUGUUGGAUGUGGUGGACAGUGAAGAACAAGACAUGGCCCUGAACAUCCAUGCCUUUUCAGCUGGUCUUGGAGGAGCGAUUGGUUAUAUGUUAGGAGGGCUGGACUGGACACAGACCUUCUUGGGUAGCAUUUUUAAAUCUCAAGAGCAAGUCCUUUUUUUCUUUGCAGCCAUUAUUUUCUCUGUCUCCGUUGCUCUCCACCUUUUUAGCAUUGAAGAAGAGCAAUAUAACCCUCAGCAGGACAGGAUCGAUGACGAAGGAGACACACUUUCCAGUGCCAAAUUCAGUGGCAGCCUCCCCCCUCUGAAUCGGCUGAAUGUAAUUAGUGAGGAAGAGCCGUACGGAGCUUCCAUGUUCCAUGAUGAGGUUCAGUCGGAGCAUGACCUCAGUAUGGAGUUCCUUGAGGUGAACAUUGUGAGAAGCAAGAGUGACUCAGUUCUGCACAUGCCCGAUGCCACACUGGAAAUUGAAUCGGAGCUGCUUUUCCUGCAUGACAUCGAACCCUCCAUUUUUCAGGAUGCUUCGUACCCAAACACUCCCCACAACACAAGCCAGGAGAUCAUGAAAUCCAAACUCAACCACCUGUCUGCUUUCCUCAGGGAGAAUGAGAAGGAGGAGGAGAUGUUACUUGAUAAUCGUUUAAAUGAAGAUAAAGUCCCAAACAUCAACGGCUCCCUACCAAAAGAGUUCCUCAACGGGCACGCCAGAAUAGGCAUGAAGCAGUCCAGCACUUCCAACUCCAUGCGGCGGCGGCGGCACAUGUUCUACCGGCAGCCGUCCUACACCUUCUCCUACUACGGCAAGAUCGGCUCGCACCGGUACCGCUUCCGCCGGGCCAACGCCAUCGUCCUCAUCAAGUCCUCGCGCAGCAUGAACGACAUCUACGACAUGCAGAAACGGCAGCGGCAGCGCUGCCGGCACCGCAACCAGAGCGGCACCACCAACUCCAGCGGGGACACGGAGAGCGAGGAGGGCGAGACCGAAACCACCGUCAGGCUCCUCUGGCUGUCCAUGCUAAAGAUGCCCAAGGAGCUGCUGCGGCUGUGCGUCUGCCACCUCCUGACGUGGUUUUCCAUCAUCGCCGAGGCUGUGUUCUACACAGAUUUCAUGGGACAGGUCAUCUUCCAGGGUGAUCCAAAGGCCCCUUCGAACUCAACUGAGCUGCACGCCUACAAUGCUGGAGUUCAGAUGGGAUGCUGGGGGCUGGUGAUUUAUGCUGCUACUGCUGCUGUUUGUUCAGCCUUGUUGCAGAAAUACUUGGACAACUACGACCUCAGCAUAAAAGUGAUCUACAUCCUGGGCACGCUGGGUUUUUCCCUUGGCACUGCAGUGAUGGCCAUGUUCCCCAACGUGUACGUCACCAUGAUAAUGAUCAGCACGAUGGGAAUAGUCUCCAUGAGCAUCUCCUACUGCCCCUACGCGCUUUUGGGACAAUACCAUGAGAUAAAGCAGUACAUUCACCACAGCCCCGGGAACUCGAAGCGAGGGUUCGGCAUCGACUGCGCCAUCCUGUCGUGUCAGGUUUACAUCUCCCAGAUCCUGGUGGCCUCCGCGCUCGGCGGCGUCGUGGACGUGGUGGGCACGGUCAGAGUCAUCCCCAUGGUGGCUUCAGUGGGAUCCUUCCUGGGUUUUUUGACUGCCACUUUCUUGGUGAUUUACCCCGAAGUCAACGAGGAGCCAAAGGAAGAGCAGAAGGGGCUGGGUCCUCCCGAGGCGGGCGCGGAGAAGCCGACGGUGCUGAAGCUGACGCGCAAAGGAGCCGCGGCGGCGGAGCCGGAGGGCGAGUCGGCCGUGUGAGGCCCCCCGCGCUCGUUCACCACAUUCCACGGAGUGCAGGUGCAGGAUCAAGAACUUCUACUGUGGGCUUUUUCUUUUCCAAGAAAGCAAAUUAGGACCUUCACUACUUGUAGCUAAAAUUUGCAGAAGAAAAGGCAGUUUCGUGCAAAAAUGUAAAUGAAAUUCUGUAGUCCUGUAUUCCUCUAGGUUUGAGCAGGUCGCUCUGAUGCUAAUUGCUUUCUCUACAACUUAGAAACGUCAUUUCUGAACACUUUUUUAUUAAGGAUACAUUUAGAUUUCAAAUAAGUUUUAUUAAUCUGCAUGAGACUCACAGUGUAUACAAUUAGCAGUUAGAAAAAUUAAGUUUUCGGCUGUUUUUAAACUAACAGAAAAUGGAAGCUAUCUCAACCUAUAGUCUCUUGCCAUUUUUUUGUCUGAACAUUUCAGAUUUCACUAGUGUAAUAACUGAAUCAAAUGCUUAGACAUCAAUUGAUUUUUUUCACGAGCAUGAUAUUACUGGUCUGACAGCUACGUUAAUUUUAGACUUCAUGUUUUUGUUAGUGCAAUUACUGCAGAAUCCUUUUAUUUGCAAUUAUUUUCAAGGAAAAAAAAAAGCAAUUACUGCGGUUUCUAAGAAACUGCCAUGAAUUCUUUUAGUCAUACUAUUCACAACCACUCCCAAAUCUGCUGCUUGUCAGGAGAGGGUGACACUGGGUGCUGGAUGUCAGCUGUAGAUGGAAGGAGCAGCAGCUGGGAGAGGUGACCAGCACUCACAGGUUUCUUUAUCACAAGUGCUGCAUUUUAUGAAUGUCGUUGGAAUACGCUGUGACAAUUUUUAGCUGAGAGUUUCACAUGCCGGUGAACUCGGGGGUUUUCUCAGCAUUUAAACCUGAUCAUCUCUGGAUGAAGCUGCCAUGGAGAAAGGGCAUCUCUGGGGUCAGCUUCGUGGGAGGGGGCGUGUGGAUUCUCUUCCCUAGGGAAAGGAAGUAAUUGAUUAAUUGCACUUUUUACGAUCCUUUAACCUCCUGGCUGGGAAUGCAGCAGCCGAGGUAAAGGCACCGGGUCAGUACAACAAGGAGAGCCCAAGGCCUACCUCUGUCACUUUAUGGCAUAGUCUGGGUGUAUAAAAAUCUGUGUCAGAAACAGUUUUUAGGCCUUAAAAUUCAAAUGUUGCUGUUCCAGUCCCUGUGUUGGAGGAAUUGUAGGCUGGAGCUCUUCUCAGCUGCCGUACCAAUGUCGUCAGCACAUCCUCCAUGUCCCCUUCCAUGAUUCAGGACACAGCUGCAGUGCAAAGAUACUUUUCUGGAAAGAGGUUGAAAGAGUUGUGCUAACUUGAUUUAAAAUAGGUUUGGAUCAUUAUCCAGCAGCCAUUUAAAGCAACUUCCAAAACUUGUUUUUCACAAACUUCUGACUGUCAUUUUUAACACAUGUUUGUGAAGCUGUUGACUCAUUUUGGCUUGGGCCCCCCAGUCUGUGUGCUGGACAGGCAAAUACAGCACGGUGUGAGAUUCCUGCCCUCAAACUCCUCCUUCUCCAAGACUUGCAAAUGCCUGCGUCAAUCAUGCUGCAAUCCAGGCAUUCAGACAAAGAAGCUAUAUUUCAAUAUGAAAAGCAGUUUUUAAUGAAUUACUUGAAUUGUCAGUGUAUUUGAGAAAUGAAUGUUUGGGUGUAUUUGAAGGUGGCAUCCGUGGAUUUCUCUGAAGGUUUCCAGUUGAUGCCUGGAAUGCCUAUGGCCUCUGCUAUCGAGGGUGAUGAUGUUUUUAGGCUGGUGACAUCACAGAGCACUGAGGUACAUGUAAUCACACAGGACUUAGGGGUUGUAUUUGUUUUUCCAAGUGUCUUGAGGAAGUCUUUUUUUUUUCCUAUGGUGAAUAUUUUUUUUAUGUAGAACAUGUACUGUGAACUGUGUUCAGCCAGGGGAGCAAUACUACUGAAGGGCUUGAGUCCUUACUGAAGAAAGCAGUUGUGAGAAAUUCUGCCGUGAAUUUUAUCAUCUCAGUUACAUUUAAUAUAUUCUGAUGAUGUUCAUGUGUGAGAGACAAGUGUUGUGUUUCACCCUAGAACUGGCAUUCAUGUCAGUUACAUGCUGAGUUACACAUUUUAAAGUGGCUUUAAUAUUUUAGUUUUGAAGCUCCUUGAAUAUCCUGCUUUUGGUUAAAUAACCAUACAAGUACUCCUUAUUUUAAUCUCUACUGCUGGAAAGGCUCCUCAACAGUUUAAAAACUUGCAUCUUCUGACUGGUGUCAGCCUUACCCUUUUCCCAAGGGUUCCAUGGACCAGCAUGGAUCAAAUCUCCAUUACUCCACAUUGCACUUUCUAAGCCAAGGUCUCUUUCACUGCACCCUCACACUGACCAAGUAGCUGCAGAGAGGGAGGAGAGGCUGAAUCUCCCUCUGACUUCACGUCCCAGAGAGGGAACAUGACACCAUUCGGGGAGUGAGCUCACCCAUGUUUAUGGAGCUUUCUCAGCCAGGGAAGGGCAAGCAGGGAGGAAGGACCUUUCAUUCUAAACCCAGAGGCUUCAAGCAGAGGCAGGGCAGGGCCAGUUUUGUCCCGGACAGCGUUUGGCAUGGUUUCAUUUCUAAGAACUGGAUGUUAAAUCCGUGUUUGGAGUUGUUCAUGGGGCUCAUAAUGCAG
Ficedula albicollis (Collared flycatcher) is the source of this 6957-nucleotide messenger RNA. It is a transcript of the gene SLC45A4, whose product is annotated as solute carrier family 45 member 4. The record is from RefSeq and is a predicted model, not a curated record. Bases 1996 to 4341 code for a protein of 781 amino acids. The transcript is spliced from 8 exons. Gene Ontology annotation, molecular function: sucrose:proton symporter activity. Gene Ontology annotation, cellular component: membrane. Gene Ontology annotation, biological process: transmembrane transport. NCBI's taxonomy places the organism in Eukaryota, Metazoa, Chordata, Aves, Passeriformes, Muscicapidae.